Messenger RNA from Fusarium venenatum, 2274 nucleotides. RefSeq names its product glycoside hydrolase superfamily. Gene Ontology annotation, molecular function: beta-glucosidase activity. The record is from RefSeq and is a predicted model, not a curated record. Gene Ontology annotation, biological process: glucan catabolic process. NCBI's taxonomy places the organism in Eukaryota, Fungi, Ascomycota, Sordariomycetes, Hypocreales, Nectriaceae.
AUGUGGCCUUCUCAAUUAUUGUGUCUUGCUUUGCAAGCGACAGGAGUCUUAUCGCGCCCUGCUGAGCCUACCCACGAAGAGUACCCAUCGCCACAAGGCGAAGGCAGAGGCAUCUGGAAGAGCGCCUACUUCAAAGCCCAAGAAUUUGUCGCGCACUUGACGCUUGAAGAAAAAGUCAAUGUGACGCGUGGUUUUGCUGCCGACAACGUCUGCGCUGGUAACACUGGAACGAUACCGCGUUUAGGAUGGCCGGGAUUAUGCCUCCACGAUGCCGGCAAUGGCGUCAGAGCAACUGACCUCGUGAAUUCGUACCCAUCUGCUUUACAUGUUGGUGCAAGUUGGGAUAAGAACUUGACGUACCAGAGGGGCUACUAUAUGGGAAAGGAGUUCAAGGCCAAAGGAGUAAAUGUCCUGCUUGGCCCCAACGUUGGACCUCUGGGAAGAACACCACUUGGUGGUCGUAACUGGGAAGGCUUCUCAGUCGAUCCUUACCUCACAGGCAAACUCAGCGCAGAAUCCAUCAUCGGACACCAGGAUGCUGGAGUCAUCGCCAAUGUUAAGCACUUCAUCGCAAACGAGCAAGAGACUUAUCGUCGCCCAUAUCACGGCAUUGAGGCAGUCUCCUCCAACAUUGAUGACAAAACUCUUCACGAGUACUAUCUCUGGCCUUUCGUCGAUUCCGUCAAAGCAGGCGUUGCAUCGGUCAUGUGCGCGUAUAACCGCGUGAACGGCACCUAUGCUUGUGAGAAUAGUAAGUUGAUGAAUGGAAUUCUCAAGUCUGAGCUUGAAUUCGACGGGUUUGUACUGUUGGAUUGGAAUGCCCAGCACAAUCUUGAAAGCGCAAAUGCAGGACUCGACAUGGUUAUGCCUAUGGGGGGAUUCUGGGGAGAGAACUUGACCAUGGCGGUCGGAAAUGGUAGUGUCAAGGAGGACAGAGUUACUGAUAUGGCUACCAGAAUCCUCGCUGCUUGGUAUCUCGUUGGCCAAGACAACGCCUUUCCAACUCCUGGUAUCGGAAUGAAGAAUCUCUCCCUUCCCCACGAACAGGUAGAAGCUCGAAUUCCCGAAUCACGACCAACUUUACUCGAAGGCGCCAUCGCAGGACAUGUACUUGUCAAGAAUGAGAACCACGCGCUUCCUUUCAAGAAGAACCCCAAGAUGAUCUCUGUCUUUGGAUAUGAUGCUACGGUUGCCAAGACCAAGAACACCGGCAAACUAUUCGAGCUUGGAUAUGCGUCUUCGCCAGAGAUGGGGCAAGCUGUUCUUGGCGAUGAACAUCACUUCGAUCAAGCUGCCAGAGGAGGAACCAUCGUCUCUGGUGGAAGAGCUGCUGCCAAUUCACCUCCAUACAUCAGCGAUCCCCUCAGUGCUAUUCAGCAAAGAGCCUCUAAAGACGGAGGUUGGGUCAACUGGGAUCUCUCUUCCCCUGAUCCGGAUGUCAACGGCGCAAGCGACGUCUGCCUUGUCUUUAUCAACGCCAUGGCGACAGAAGGCUGGGAUCGCGAUGGUCUCCAUGACGACUUCAGCGAUGGUCUGAUUCUCAACGUCGCAUCCAAGUGCGCAAACACUAUCGUAGCCAUUCAUGCGGCUGGUAUUCGUCUGGUCGACCAGUGGAUCGAGCAUCCCAACAUCACGGCUACCAUCAUCGCUCAUCUUCCCGGCCAAGAUAGUGGUGAAGCACUGGUGAAACUGCUAUAUGGCGAAGCCGAUUUUUCGGGAAAGCUACCUUACACCAUUGCGAAGAAUGAGAGCGACUAUACACCGUAUGCGCCCUGUGGACGAGAGGGAGAUAGUACGGACCCUCAGUGCGAUUUUACAGAGGGUGUCUAUCUUGAUUACCGCUCUUUCGAUGAUCGGGAUAUCGCACCGAGAUACGAGUUUGGCUUUGGUUUAAGUUACACCAAGUUCGACUACUCUUCACUAUCCGUGAAGGUUGGUCAGACAGCAUCUUCUGCCGCCCCUGGCGAUAUCUGGGAAACAUAUGCCACUGUUCAAGCAACAAUUUCCAACAUCGGUGAGAGAAGUGGCGAAGAGGUUGCACAACUCUACAUUGCUAUACCCAACAGCCCACCCAAGCAACUCCGAGGCUUUGAAAAGGUGAGACUGGACAAGGACGACUCUGUUGAGAUCCCAUUCGAGAUCACGAGACGAGAUCUCAGCGUUUGGGAUGUCGUCAAGCAGGACUGGGUACUACAGUCUGGCAACUACACGAUCUUUGUCGGCGGAAGCAGUCGCAAUCUUCCAUUGACGGAAUCCUUUACCAUCAAUGGUUAA